AUGCCGCUGCUGUUCGUCCCAGGUGCAACAAAGGAGGCCUCGUGGUCCCCCUGCGGGAGACGGCUAGCUGUCGUCACAGCAGCAGAAGGGUUGCUGCUGCUGGAGCACCCUACGUGGUGUGUGGGGGCGGAGCUGCAGCAGCGAGCAGCAGAGCAGCUGCUGCGUGCUGAUUGGCUUACAAAGCAGGAUCAGGGAGCAACAGCAGCAGCACCAACACCAGCACAAGCAGCAGCAGCAGCAAUUAGGGAGAGCGUGCUGCAGCUGGUUGCAGCGGAGGUACAGAAGCAGCUCGUGCGUUUGCCGCUGAAGCCAGAGAUAGUGCCUCAGGGUCAAGAGCAGCAGCAGCAGCAACAGCAGCAGCAGCAGCAGCAGCAGCAGCAGCAGUUGCUGCUGCAGGUGGAUCCUGAUGCGCAGGUGAAGGCGUUGCACUGGUCACCACUGGGUACAUACUUGGUAGCUAACAUACAGCUGGAUCUGAGGACGAUGCUGCUGCAGCAGCAGCAGCAGCGCAGCACCAGCAGCAGCAGCAGCAACACUGCAAGCGAGUGCGCUGCGGACGCGGGCUGCAGCGGUUCGGAAGCUGCUGCUUCCUCGGUUUCUGCUGCAGCUACAGGGACGCCAGCAGCAGGAGCAGCAGCAGCAGCAGCAGCAGCAGCUCCAUCUACGGCAGCAUCAGCCUCAGCCUCAGCAGCAGCAGCAGCAGCAGCAGCAGCAGCGGAGCACAACGUGUUUGUAUGGGAAGCAGCAACAGGAAAAGUUGUUGCUUCGCUGCAGCAGAAGCGGCUCGUGUGGCCGCUGCUGCAGUGGAGAGACGAUGAAGCCUUUUGCUGCAUACCCAAGCGGCCUCACCUUAUGUGA
This is a messenger RNA of Eimeria mitis, 858 nucleotides long. RefSeq lists its product as uncharacterized. The coding region runs from base 1 to 858 and encodes 285 amino acids. Gene Ontology annotation, molecular function: protein binding. The record is from RefSeq and is a predicted model, not a curated record. NCBI's taxonomy places the organism in Eukaryota, Apicomplexa, Conoidasida, Eucoccidiorida, Eimeriidae. The transcript has 4 exons.